CCACUCUCGAAGCUUCAGCCUCACAGUAUCUAGUCUCCAGAGCUUCAGCUCACUCACUAUCUUCAUCCUCCUCUCAACCACCACCAACCCCCCCAAAUCCCACCGCCGAGCUCACAACGUCCAAGAAACCACUCGCGGGCAGCUUGACACGCCGCGGAUCCAGGCCCUGCGAUGGCCGCUUGGGCGGCGCUCCUGGCCGUCGUCCUCGCGCUGUCGUGCGCGCGGGAGCGGCGGCUCCUGGCGGCCGACGCGGCCGUGGGGGUCAACUGGGGCACCCUGUCGUCGCACCGCGCGCCGCCGCAGGUGGUGGUGGACCUCCUCCGGGCCAACCGGAUCGGGAAGGUCAAACUCUUCGACGCCGAUGCCAGCGUGCUGCGCGCGCUGGCGCGCAGCGGCAUCGAGGUCAUGGUCGGCGUCACCAACGGCGAGCUCGCCGGCAUCGCCGGGUCCCCGGCGGCCGCCGAUGCCUGGGUCGCGCAGAACGUCUCGCGCUACGUCGGCCGCGGCGGCGGCGUCGACAUCCGAUAUAUUGCAGUGGGAAAUGAGCCAUUUCUGACAAGCUACCAGGGCCAGUUUCUGUCAUACGUUAUUCCAGCAAUGGCGAAUAUUCAGCAAUCACUGGUGAAGGCUAAUCUUGCUAGCUACGUGAAGCUAGUAGUCCCGUGCAACGCCGACGCAUAUGAGGGCACCGUUCCGUCGCAAGGAGCGUUCAGGACUGAAUUGACUCAGAUAAUGACCCAGCUUGCAGCAUAUCUAAGUUCCAACGGAGCUCCAUUCGUGGUCAAUAUCUACCCGUUCCUCAGUCUUUACCAGAAUUCCGACUUCCCAGAAGAUUAUGCCUUCUUUGAGGGAUCAACUCAUCCACUUGUAGAUGGCUCCAACGUGUAUUACAAUGCUUUUGACGGCAAUUUCGACACGUUGAUUUCUGCUCUGGGUAAAAUCGGCUACGGGCAACUACCCAUUGCAAUUGGCGAGGUGGGUUGGCCGACUCAGGGAGCACCAAGUGCAAACUUGACUGCAGCAAGGGCGUUCAACCAAGGACUCAUCAACCGUAUCAUGAGCAACAAAGGGACUCCCCUCCGCCCUGGUGUUCCUCCGGCUGAUGUCUAUCUUUUCGGCCUUCUUGAUGAGGAGCAGAAGAGUGUGCUACCAGGAAACUUCGAGCGACACUGGGGGAUCUUCUCAUUUGAUGGACAGGCCAAGUACCCGUUAAACCUUGGGUUAGGCAACCCAGUGCUGAAGAAUGCUAAAGAGGUGCCGUAUCUUCCGUCGCGGUGGUGCGUCGUGAACCCGGCUCAGAGCCUUGACAAGGCGUCAACUCACCUGAAGCUUGCUUGCGACAUGGCGGAUUGCACCACUCUCUACUACGGAGGGUCGUGCAACGGCAUCGGAGAGAAGGGCAACGUUUCCUUUGCUUUCAACAGCUACUAUCAGAUGCAGAAGCAGGAUGCCAAGAGCUGUGACUUUGAUGGGCAUGGGCUAAUAACUUUCCUUGAUCCAUCUAUGGGUGAAUGCCACUUUCUUGUUGGCAUUGAUGAUAGCAAGAGCUCUGCGGCUGCCUCUUGCGGCCAUUGCUGCGGGGUCUUCUGCGGGGUGUCGAUUUUUGCUUUGUGGGUGCUCAUGUACCUUAGGAUGAUGGGCUCUGCCUAGCGUUGGAAAUGGUCUGUUGGGGCACGAUAGGCGUGCCUUUGUGAAAUACUACUAGCUUGUACGCUUGACUUUUUAGUUCUAGAUGACUAGAUAUGAAUCCUAGAUUAUCGUGAGAUUAGCGAAGAAGACAAUUUUAGUCAUAUAUGGAGAUUAAUUUAUUGUUUAAA
Hordeum vulgare subsp. vulgare (domesticated barley) is the source of this 1817-nucleotide messenger RNA. Its product is annotated as glucan endo-1,3-beta-glucosidase 5-like. Lineage: Eukaryota; Viridiplantae; Streptophyta; Magnoliopsida; Poales; Poaceae. Bases 172 to 1650 code for a protein of 492 amino acids. Gene Ontology annotation, cellular component: plasma membrane. The record is from RefSeq and is a predicted model, not a curated record. Gene Ontology annotation, biological process: carbohydrate metabolic process. The transcript is spliced from 2 exons. Gene Ontology annotation, molecular function: hydrolase activity, hydrolyzing O-glycosyl compounds.